Messenger RNA from Pan troglodytes (chimpanzee), 3758 nucleotides. It is a transcript of the gene GLG1, whose product is annotated as golgi glycoprotein 1. The record is from RefSeq and is a predicted model, not a curated record. Gene Ontology annotation, molecular function: fibroblast growth factor binding. Lineage: Eukaryota; Metazoa; Chordata; Mammalia; Primates; Hominidae. The coding region runs from base 49 to 3660 and encodes 1203 amino acids. The transcript is spliced from 27 exons. Gene Ontology annotation, cellular component: Golgi membrane.
UUAAAUACGCGGCGCCGGCGAGUGCGUCGAGCUCGCCGCGGACUCAAGAUGGCGGCGUGUGGACGUGUACGGAGGAUGUUCCGCUUGUCGGCGGCGCUGCAUCUGCUGCUGCUAUUCGCGGCCGGGGCCGAGAAACUUCCCGGCCAGGGCGUCCACAGCCAGGGCCAGGGUCCCGGGGCCAACUUUGUGUCCUUCGUAGGGCAGGCCGGAGGCGGCGGCCCGGCGGGUCAGCAGCUGCCCCAGCUGCCUCAGUCAUCGCAGCUCCAGCAGCAACAGCAGCAGCAGCAACAGCAACAGCAGCUUCAGCCGCCGCAGCCGCCUUUCCCGGCGGGUGGGCCUCCGGCCCGGCGGGGAGGAGCGGGGGCUGGUGGGGGCUGGAAGCUGGCGGAGGAAGAGUCCUGCAGGGAGGACGUGACCCGCGUGUGCCCUAAGCACACCUGGAGCAACAACCUGGCGGUGCUCGAGUGCCUGCAGGAUGUGAGGGAGCCUGAAAAUGAAAUUUCUUCAGACUGCAAUCAUUUGUUGUGGAAUUAUAAGCUGAACCUAACUACAGAUCCCAAAUUUGAAUCUGUGGCCAGAGAGGUUUGCAAAUCUACUAUAACAGAGAUUAAAGAAUGUGCUGAUGAACCGGUUGGAAAAGGUUACAUGGUUUCCUGCUUGGUGGAUCACCGAGGCAACAUCACUGAGUAUCAGUGUCACCAGUACAUUACCAAGAUGACGGCCAUCAUUUUUAGUGAUUACCGUUUAAUCUGUGGCUUCAUGGAUGACUGCAAAAAUGACAUCAACAUUCUGAAAUGUGGCAGUAUUCGGCUUGGAGAAAAGGAUGCACAUUCACAAGGUGAGGUGGUAUCAUGCUUGGAGAAAGGCCUGGUGAAAGAAGCAGAAGAAAGAGAACCCAAGAUUCAAGUUUCUGAACUCUGCAAGAAAGCCAUUCUCCGGGUGGCUGAGCUGUCAUCAGAUGACUUUCACUUAGACCGGCAUUUAUAUUUUGCUUGCCGAGAUGAUCGGGAGCGUUUUUGUGAAAAUACACAAGCUGGUGAGGGCAGAGUGUAUAAGUGCCUCUUUAACCAUAAAUUUGAAGAAUCCAUGAGUGAAAAGUGUCGAGAAGCACUUACAACCCGCCAAAAGCUGAUUGCCCAGGAUUAUAAAGUCAGUUAUUCAUUGGCCAAAUCCUGUAAAAGUGACUUGAAGAAAUACCGGUGCAAUGUGGAAAACCUUCCGCGAUCGCGUGAAGCCAGGCUCUCCUACUUGUUAAUGUGCCUGGAGUCAGCUGUACACAGAGGGCGACAAGUCAGCAGUGAGUGCCAGGGGGAGAUGCUGGAUUACCGACGCAUGUUGAUGGAAGACUUUUCUCUGAGCCCUGAGAUCAUCCUAAGCUGUCGGGGGGAGAUUGAACACCAUUGUUCCGGAUUACAUCGAAAAGGGCGGACCCUACACUGUCUGAUGAAAGUAGUUCGAGGGGAGAAGGGGAACCUUGGAAUGAACUGCCAGCAGGCGCUUCAAACACUGAUUCAGGAGACUGACCCUGGUGCAGAUUACCGCAUUGAUCGAGCUUUGAAUGAAGCUUGUGAAUCUGUAAUCCAGACAGCCUGCAAACAUAUAAGAUCUGGAGACCCAAUGAUCUUGUCGUGCCUGAUGGAACAUUUAUACACAGAGAAGAUGGUAGAAGACUGUGAACACCGUCUCUUAGAGCUGCAGUAUUUCAUCUCCCGGGAUUGGAAGCUGGACCCUGUCCUGUACCGCAAGUGCCAGGGAGACGCUUCUCGUCUUUGCCAUACCCACGGUUGGAAUGAGACCAGUGAAUUUAUGCCUCAGGGAGCUGUGUUCUCUUGUUUAUACAGACACGCCUACCGCACUGAGGAACAGGGAAGGAGGCUCUCACGGGAGUGCCGAGCUGAAGUCCAAAGGAUCCUACACCAGCGUGCCAUGGAUGUCAAGCUGGAUCCUGCCCUCCAGGAUAAGUGCCUGAUUGAUCUGGGAAAAUGGUGCAGUGAGAAAACAGAGACUGGACAGGAGCUGGAGUGCCUCCAGGACCAUCUGGAUGACUUGGUGGUGGAGUGUAGAGAUAUAGUUGGCAACCUCACUGAGUUAGAAUCAGAGGAUAUUCAAAUAGAAGCCUUGCUGAUGAGAGCCUGUGAGCCCAUAAUUCAGAACUUCUGCCACGAUGUGGCAGAUAACCAGAUAGACUCUGGGGACCUGAUGGAGUGUCUGAUACAGAACAAACACCAGAAGGACAUGAACGAGAAGUGUGCCAUCGGAGUCACCCACUUCCAGCUGGUGCAGAUGAAGGAUUUUCGGUUUUCUUACAAGUUUAAAAUGGCCUGCAAGGAGGACGUGUUGAAGCUUUGCCCAAACAUAAAAAAGAAGGUGGACGUGGUGAUCUGCCUGAGCACGACCGUGCGUAAUGACACUCUGCAGGAAGCCAAGGAGCACAGGGUGUCCCUGAAGUGCCGCAGGCAGCUCCGCGUGGAGGAGCUGGAGAUGACGGAGGACAUUCGCUUGGAGCCAGAUCUAUACGAAGCCUGCAAGAGUGACAUCAAAAACUUCUGUUCCACUGUGCAAUAUGGCAACGCUCAGAUUAUCGAAUGUCUGAAAGAAAACAAGAAGCAGCUAAGCACCCGCUGCCACCAAAAAGUAUUUAAGCUGCAGGAGACAGAGAUGAUGGACCCAGAGCUAGACUACACCCUCAUGAGGGUCUGCAAGCAGAUGAUAAAGAGGUUCUGUCCAGAAGCAGAUUCUAAAACCAUGUUGCAGUGCUUGAAGCAAAAUAAAAACAGUGAAUUGAUGGAUCCCAAAUGCAAACAGAUGAUAACCAAGCGCCAGAUCACCCAGAACACAGAUUACCGCUUAAACCCCAUGCUAAGAAAAGCCUGUAAAGCUGACAUUCCUAAAUUCUGUCACGGUAUCCUGACUAAGGCCAAGGAUGAUUCAGAAUUAGAAGGACAAGUCAUCUCUUGCCUGAAGCUGAGAUAUGCUGACCAGCGCCUGUCUUCAGACUGCGAAGACCAGAUCCGAAUCAUUAUCCAGGAGUCCGCCCUGGACUACCGCCUGGAUCCUCAGCUCCAGCUGCACUGCUCAGAUGAGAUCUCCAGUCUAUGUGCUGAAGAAGCAGCAGCCCAAGAGCAGACAGGUCAGGUGGAGGAGUGCCUCAAGGUCAACCUGCUCAAGAUCAAAACAGAAUUGUGUAAAAAGGAAGUGCUAAACAUGCUGAAGGAAAGCAAAGCAGACAUCUUUGUUGACCCGGUACUUCAUACUGCUUGUGCCCUGGACAUUAAACACCACUGCGCAGCCAUCACCCCUGGCCGCGGGCGUCAAAUGUCCUGUCUCAUGGAAGCACUGGAGGAUAAGCGGGUGAGGUUACAGCCCGAGUGCAAAAAGCGCCUCAAUGACCGGAUUGAGAUGUGGAGUUACGCAGCAAAGGUGGCCCCAGCAGAUGGCUUCUCUGAUCUUGCCAUGCAAGUAAUGACGUCUCCAUCUAAGAACUACAUUCUCUCUGUGAUCAGUGGGAGCAUCUGUAUAUUGUUCCUGAUUGGCCUGAUGUGUGGACGGAUCACCAAGCGAGUGACACGAGAGCUCAAGGACAGGCUACAAUACAGGUCAGAGACAAUGGCUUAUAAAGGUUUAGUGUGGUCUCAGGAUGUGACAGGCAGUCCAGCCUGACCUUUCUGCACACUCCAGACAAACUUCCCAGACAAGCUCCUUUGUGCCUCUACGUGGAGAGGGUGUGGAAAGUUAUCACAUUAAAAGAUGGAGGAUUU